AUUAAUAAUCGAUACUUUAUACUCACUCGAAACUAAACUUUAGUAGCUGCAGACGACGUAUUUACUGGAAAGCAUAUAAGCCAAAAAACAUAAUGACUUCAAAUGAAGUACAUAAAUUGUCAAGUGAUUCUGAUGAAGAGCCUGAAAAUAAGUUGACCUCGAAUGCAAUGGCAAGACCCAAUCUUAAGCGUAGGCUGGAAGACGAUCGUCCUGAUGAUUUAUUGAAAAAAUUUUCCAAAAAUUAUGAUGAAAAAACGCUUAAGAUGAUGACUAAAAUGGGUUUUGAGCCUGAUAAAGGAUUAGGGUCUCGUGGUCAGGGGAGAAAAGAAAUUGUCGAGAGCUCUAAGCAGAGAGGCAGAAGAGGUUUGGGUUUAUCAAUGCCGCAAGGAUUAGAAAGUGCUCCUGAUGCUACUUGGGAUUUCACUGAACAAGAGGCACAAGUUCAGGAGGCGAUAGAUUGGUUACAAAACGCAUCAGAAGCAUCCAUUGACUUAGAAGAAAUGAAACAAGAGUGGUUAAAAACCAAUCCUAAGAAACUGUCUCUAUUUGACGAAGACAAGUUCGUUGAUAGGGAAGUAUUAGAUCAGGUUUUGAAAUGCAAGUCAGUCUUUGACAACCUCGAAGGAGAGGAAAUGCGGCAAGCCAGAACUCGUUCCAAUCCAUAUGAAUCAAUUAAAGGGGGAAUAUUUUUGAACCGUGCAGCAAUGAAAAUGGCAAACAUGGAUGCAGUGUUAAAUUACAUGUUUACUGAUCCUCAGGAUGAUAAAGGCGAAAGUCUGAUAAAGCAAGACGAACCCCUCUAUUUCUCUGAUAUAUGUGCCGGUCCGGGAGGUUUUAGUGAAUACGUACUCUGGAGAUCUACUAAGCAUUUCGCUAAGGGAUUUGGAUUUACCUUGAAAGAGGGAGCAAAUGAUUUUAAGCUGUACGAUUUUAGGUCGGGUUCACAAGAAAUGUUUGAAGCACAUUAUGGAGUCAAUGAAACAGAUGGAGAUGGGGAUAUUUAUAAAAGUGAUAAUCAAGAGGCGUUUAAAAAAUUUGUGAUGAAUAGUACAAAGAAUAGGGGAGUUCAUUUUGUUAUGGCUGAUGGAGGAUUCUCCGUUGAAGGACAGGAGAAUAUUCAAGAGAUUCUCUCAAAACGAUUGUACUUGUGUCAAUUUGCUGUUGCCUUGAGUAUACUGAGACCUGGAGGAAAUUUCGUUUGCAAAAUAUUUGACAUUUUUACAAGUUUUAGUGUUGGUUUGAUAUAUUUGAUGAGACAGUCGUUCCAGAGAAUAUUAAUUUUCAAGCCCGUAACAAGUAGACCCGCUAAUUCCGAACGGUAUAUUGUUUGCAAUGGGUUAAAAUCAGAAGAACUUGAAGCUGACACAUCAGUUGAAGAAAUAGUUCCUUUUGAAAUUAUAACAGGAGAUCAAGAAUUUUACAGCUAUAUUAAAGACAGUAAUAAUGAAUUAGGAAAGAGACAAAUUAAGGCACUAGAAAAAAUUCGAGUAUUUUCUCAGAACGUUACGUUAAUCGAUUCUCGUCAAGUGGAUGUUCGUUUAGAAUGCUUAAAAGCGUGGAAAGUUCCUAAUGAACCAAGACCUAAUCUUUCUCGAAAUACUUUAUUUGCGGAUAUUCAAAAGUUAUGUUUAUCAAACCUACCAAUAACAGAGCUGAGUUUAGAAUUUCAAAAAAAAGUUAACGUUAGCGACCUUCAGUCUCUUUUGAAAAAUUCCUAUAAUUGGCGUUGCGUGCCAUUUUGUGGCGAGAGAAUUGUAUAUCUCGUAAGUGGUGGUAAAAGCAAUGUUUACGAAUAUUAUUCAGAAAAACAACGAAGAGAUAAGUUGAAUAUACCCAAGAAAACAAUUUUGAUAGGAAGUUUCUGCCAAGAAGUGAAAGGUCAAUCUAAAGGUCAGAGGAAACAGGAGGCGUUUCAUGUUAUCGAUGCUAUAGUUCUAAAUGGCCAGGAUAUUCACUCAUAUCACUACAAUGACCGAGUUCAAAAAAUUGUUAAGUUUUGCUCGUGUAUAGAAAUGAAAACUAGACCGGACUUGAUAACUAUACGGCCCCCUAAGUUACAAAAAUGUGAGAGAGCAGGUGAAAUACUUAAAGAUGUUACAUGGAUACUUAUGAAAACUGUUAAGGAAUAUCGUCCAUGUAUACCCCAAGACAAUUCCGAUUAUUUUUCAGCAUUGUCCGGUAUAUUAUUUGUUCCAAUAAUGAACGAACAUUGGACAAUGCAAUUCAGUAAGACGCACAGGAAGGAAUAUUUUUUUAACACUAAAACUAAAGAAAGUAUUUAUCACGGUAGGGCUGACAUGUUUCUUCCGUCCCAUAAAGCAAUGACUAAAUUACUCGAACUGGAUAUUAAAAAAGAUUCUCUAAACGAUUUUGAGGGUCUAAAGCGUAAUUUAAACUCAAAUAUUACUAACAUAACACCCCAUGAGGAAAAAUGCUGA
Messenger RNA from Dimorphilus gyrociliatus, 2438 nucleotides. Lineage: Eukaryota; Metazoa; Annelida; Polychaeta; Dinophilidae. The record is from the annotation of a GenBank genome assembly.